Molecule: messenger RNA, 2260 nt
Organism: Nilaparvata lugens (brown planthopper)
Lineage: Eukaryota; Metazoa; Arthropoda; Insecta; Hemiptera; Delphacidae
Exons: 2
Coding region: 436-1023 (195 amino acids)
Source: RefSeq, a predicted model, not a curated record
AAGAUCAAUAACCAAUAUUUUAUAUCAAGUAAAGUAGUCAUGUUGAACGAGUCACACGACUGCAGUAGAUGCUCGAGUAAUACAGGGAUUGUUAUCGUAUGAAAAGUAAUAAAUCAAACCGAUUUGAUAAUCGGGAAAGCUCGUAUCAGAAUUUUUCUAUUUUUGGAAACAACAUUACUAAAUAUAAAAAUUCGUCGACUAGUCGGAUGUGUUGUCACAACAUCCUCCUCUUCUGUCAGACUUCUGCACUGCCGGUCGAUCUGAGCAUUGGCAUUCAAGAUGGCAUGGCUCUAGCAGUCAUUUUAAGGAGUGAAAGAGACGUGAGACGUGGGAGUAUAGAGUAGCAGCGUCUUUGUAGUCACAGCAGCUAGCUUUCUGUCAGAGCAAUUCUACAUUCGUCAGAGAAAUCCACCAGUGUUAGUCAACGAUCCACAAAUGAAUCCCAACCUUGUGAAGCUUCUGUUUUUCGGUUACUUGUCAAUAAACAGUGUGAUCUGUAGUCCGGUGAGAAUGGACAAUCCGGGAAUCUACUCAGAUGAUCCCGAGGGACUGGAGGACAGUGCGAAACACGACAACUGGAUGGGCGGGAAUGGAGAAGACGACGGGAGAGAAGUGAAAAUGGUGGAGUGCAGGGGAGGAGUAUGCGGCGGUGCAACGGGCAAUGUAGCGGCGCCCCCGAAACGCGAGAUGUUCGUGUCGCGUGGAUGGGGCGCAGGGGGCAUGCCCUUCAAUGUGCUCUACAUGAAUUCCAAGUCCUCCAAGCUGGGCUCCAGUGGCAGCUCACAGCCCAGGACAGCCGCCAUCUUGGCCGAGCCGCUACGAUCUCCGUCCUCAGCUGACAUCAACGACGAGUACCCUGUGGAGACAUCCUACCCGGGUGGCGCUGCCGGCAACUCUCCGCGCUACACGGGCAGAACCAAGAACAAGAGCCAGUCGUCAUCGGGAUCGGCCUCAUUCAGGAAGCACUACUCUAUCAUUCCUCAGCUGUUCGUCUCCUACGGAUGGGGACCCAUUGGAAAGUGAUCCAUUCAUAAACAAUUAUAACUAUCAAUUCUAUGCCGGUCUAACCUUAUCUGUUUCCAAACAGUUUACACUGAUUCCAAUUAAAUAGAUUCUAUGAGAUUGUCUUGUACUGCAAUUAGUACAUAUAUUGCACUCACUUAUAAGUUUAUAUGAUUACUAUUGAAAUAAGUGAGCUACAUUUGAUCUCUCAAUGACAAGCUCAAAUAUUUGUGUUUGAAAUUGGCUCGUCACUCAUGAAUAUUUUUUUCCCUUUCUAUUCAGGCAUUUGGAAGUGAGACACAACAUGGAUAUUGUUAAUUUGUUGUUGAACUUUCAUCUUUGUUACCGUAUUCAGCUACUUUUAAAAAUUGUAAUAUAUUUCUUCUAUCAAGAGCGUAAAAAUAUCAAGCAUAUUACAUGAUUGGCUGAAAUGAUAGCGCUCAUCGCUCAUAUUCGAUUAGUAACGAGGGCCGCUUGAGGACUGCUCCAAUAACUGUCAGUUAUGAGUUUCAAAUUAACUUAGUGUUGCUAAGGAACCUAAUUAUAACGGCAAAUAAAUUGAUCUUUCAUUGACAAUCCUCCCAUUACCCACACACAAAUCCAAGACUUAGGCUCGACAAAUGAUAGAAGAACAUUAUUCACUGAAUACUUGAUCAUACUCGAUUCGCAGUGGAAUAUACAAACCUACAAAAGAUUUUAAAUUAUUGGAGCUAUUAUGUUUCGACUCAUAACUGCCAUAAUAAUAUCUAAUUAACAAAUUGAAUCAUUUUUCUUUUUUUAUAUUAAAAUUUAUUCAUUUUUAAAUUAAUUAUAAGCCAACAAAUACAACAUUAGAGCCCAGAACAGAAAAGUUGAUGACAUUUUUAGUAUAUAUUGGGUUUCAGAUUCAUGAUAUUUAAAUUUUAUACCACAAGAUAAAGGUUAGUCAACCUAGUUUAUCAUAAGUUAACAAUUGAUCUCAUCAAGAAGUUCGAGUAACAAUUUUGUUUCUAUAGAUGAUAAUGAUAAUUGAUAAAAUCCCUUCAAAUAGAAUUAAUCUAAAUGCUGUGCUUUUCGCUAAAUGUGGUGGAACUUAUUCUAUUGCAAGGUAUAAAAGAAUUCUAGUCUUAUUAGAUUGUACUCGUUGUUCUCCAUUGUAAACUACAUUCCUGUAAGUUAUUUUUUCUCAAAACAAAAUAAAGCAUUAAGUAAUUUGUAAAAUUAUUGAAGUCUUGUAAAAAUUAUUGGAUUACAAUAAAACAUCAAGUACUCUGUUGAA